AUGGAUGUAACUGCACCUCGAUCGGAACAGACGAAAUGCGACAACGAAGUGUGUGUGGAUAAUAAGAAGCUGUGUGAUGGAUUCAAUGACUGCGGAGACUACAGUGACGAGCGAGGCUGUCUGACAUGCAGCACUGACCAGUUCGUGUGCCAGAACAAUGGCAUGUGCAUUCACGAGCGGAGCGUGUGUAACGGCUACAACAACUGCGGCGACUACAGCGAUGAGCAGAACUGUACCUGCAGCACUUACGAUGUACCGUGCCUCACCUCCGGCAUGUGCAUCCACGAGUGGAACUUGUGUGACGGCAACAACGACUGUGGCGACUAUAGUGAUGAACUGAACUGUAGUUGCACGACAGACCAGUUCGUCUGCAAGGAUGGUGGCAUGUGUCUCAGUAGUUAUGCGCUAUGCAACCGCGUCUUCAACUGCCUUGAUGGCAGCGACGAGCUUUACUGCUCGGUACGGCCUCAGUUCGCUAAAAAAGCCGUCAGUGAUUGGCUGAAGUACGGCCCCAGUUCGCUAAAGAGCCGCUGGUCAACAGGUGAAUGCAGCUCGUCACAAUUCCGAUGCAAGGACGGCGCGGCCUGCAUCCCUGCUACCUACGUGUGUGACCUCAUGAACGAUUGUCAAGAUUUCAGUGACGAACAAAAUUCUGAGUUUGACCGCUUUUUUCUGGAUAGCUGCAGCGCUUCACAGUUCCAGUGCAGGGACGACCUCCACUGCAUCGACGUGGGGUGGCUCUGUGACGGCAUCAAAGACUGCCAAGACCUCAGCGAUGAAAUAAAUUUUGCAUAA
Messenger RNA from Hyalella azteca, 795 nucleotides. Its product is annotated as low-density lipoprotein receptor-related protein 1B-like. Gene Ontology annotation, molecular function: protein binding. Lineage: Eukaryota; Metazoa; Arthropoda; Malacostraca; Amphipoda; Hyalellidae. The transcript has 8 exons. Gene Ontology annotation, cellular component: plasma membrane. The record is from RefSeq and is a predicted model, not a curated record. Bases 1 to 795 code for a protein of 264 amino acids.